AUGAGGUCGCUGUGGCUGUGCUGGGCGCUGUGGGCCCUGCCCCUACCGGGCCCCGGGGCCUCCCUGAGCGGGGAGCACAUCCUCAGUACCCUGCUGCGGCAGCUGCAGCUCCGAGAGGCGCCCGUCCUGGACGCAGGCGACCUGGAGGAGCUGGUCACCCCCGCGCACGUAAUGGCCCAGUACGUGGCCCUGUUGCAGCGCAGCCACGGGGUCCGCUCUCGAGGGAAGAGGUUCAGCCAGAGGUUCCGAGAGGUGGCGGGCAGGUGGUUGGCGUCCGAGGCCUCCACGCACCUGCUGGUGUUCAGCAUGGAGCGGCGGCUGCCCCCCAACAGCGAGCUGGUGCGGGCGGUGCUGCGCCUUUUCCAGGAGCCGGUGCCCAGGGCCGCGCUGCGCAGGCACGAGCGACUGUCCCCGCACAGCGCCCGCGCCCGCGUCACCGUCGAGUGGCUGCAGGUCCGCGAAGACAGCUCCAACCGCACCUCGCUCGUGGACUCCAGGCUGGUGUCCCUCCACGAGAGCGGCUGGAAGGCCUUCGACGUGACAGAGGCGGUGACCUUCUGGCAGCAGCUGAGCCGGCCUCGCCAGCCUCUGCUCCUGCAGGUGACGGUGCACAGGGAGCACCUGGGCCCGCUGGCCUCGGGCGCCCACAAGCUGGUGCGCUUCGCCUCCCAGGGACCCGAGGGCGCGCGGCAGGGCGAGCCCCAGCUGGAGCUGCACACGCUGGACCUGGGGGCCUACGGAGCUCAGGGCGACUGUGACCCCGAGGCGCCCGUGACGGAGACCACCCGCUGCUGCCGCCAGGAGAUGUACAUUGACCUGCAGGGGAUGAAGUGGGCUGAGAAUUGGGUCCUGGAGCCCCCUGGCUUCCUGGCCUACGAGUGCGUGGGCGCCUGCCAGCAGCCCCCGCGGCCCCUGCCCUUCGAGUGGCCAUUUCUGGGCCCGCGGCAGUGCAUCGCCUCUGAGACGACCUCGCUGCCCAUGAUCGUGAGCGUCAAGGAAGGAGGCAGGACCAGGCUCCAGGUGGUCAGCCUGCCCAACAUGAGGGUGCAGAAGUGCAGCUGCUCCUGGGACGGGGCGCCCGUGCCCCGGAAGCUGGAGCCUUAG
Messenger RNA from Enhydra lutris kenyoni (northern sea otter), 1104 nucleotides. Its product is annotated as left-right determination factor 1-like. Gene Ontology annotation, cellular component: extracellular region. Lineage: Eukaryota; Metazoa; Chordata; Mammalia; Carnivora; Mustelidae. The coding region runs from base 1 to 1104 and encodes 367 amino acids. The record is from RefSeq and is a predicted model, not a curated record. Gene Ontology annotation, molecular function: transforming growth factor beta receptor binding; growth factor activity; cytokine activity. Gene Ontology annotation, biological process: SMAD protein signal transduction; BMP signaling pathway. The transcript has 4 exons.